UGGGUUGAAAACAAAAUGAGUAUGUUUAUGUUAUUUUUUAUAAUAAGUAUAACGACUGCUAAAAAAUUCGAUCAAAAUGAUUUUGAUUAUACUGAAUCUAAAAUAACAAAGAGAUAUGCACCCACAUGGAAAGACUUGGAUACUCGUCCCUUGCCUGAAUGGUACGACACAGCUAAAAUUGGAAUCUUUUUACAUUGGGGAGUAUAUUCAGUACCGAGUUUCGGAUCAGAAUGGUUCUGGAGUAACUGGAAAGCGGGCAACAAUAACACAGUAGCUUUUAUGAAUAAAAAUUAUCCACCUGGAUUUACAUAUCAAGAAUUUGCUCCAAUGUUCACAGCAGAGUUCUUCGACCCUGAUGCUUGGGCGUCUUUAUUUCAAAAAGCUGGUGCCAAAUAUGUUGUCCUAACAAGCAAACAUCAUGAAGGAUUUACAUUAUUUCCUUCCCAUCGCUCCUUUAGUUGGAAUGCUAAGGAGGUUGGUCCGAAACGUGAUAUAGUUGGAGAACUGGCCCAAGCUGUGCGCAAAAAUGAUAUGAAGUUUGGUGUAUAUCACUCACUAUAUGAAUGGUUUAAUCCCAUAUACUUAGAAGACAAGAAAAAUGCAUUUUUAACCAAAGAGUAUCCAAAGAUAAAACUGUGGCCUGAUUUGAAACAGAUUAUUUAUGAUUAUGAACCUUCUGUAAUUUGGUCUGAUGGGGAUUGGGAGGCUUUAGAUGUGUACUGGAACUCAACCGAUUUGCUUGCUUGGCUGUAUAACGAUAGCCCAGUAAAGGAUGAAGUUGUUGUCAAUGAUAGAUGGGGUAUUGGAAUUCCUUGCCACCAUGGAGACUUUUAUAAUUGCGCUGAUAGAUAUAAUCCUGGCAAAUUGCAAAACCACAAGUGGGAGAAUGCUUUUACUAUCGAUUCAAAGUCAUGGGGUUACAGGAGAAACAUGGCAUUGAAUGAAAUACUCUCUGUCAACCAGUUGCUAAAAGAAGUGGUGUCUACAGUCAGUUGUGGAGGUAACGCUCUCAUAAACAUAGGACCAACAAAAGAAGGUACAAUUGCACCAAUAUUUCAAGAGAGACUAUUAGCUCUCGGUGAGUGGUUGGACGUUAACGGAGAGGCCAUAUAUGGAACUUCUCCUUGGAACCAUCAAAACGAUACUAUCAAUGACAAUGUAUGGUACACUUGCACCAAAGCUGAAUACAAUGCUCAUCGAACAUCUUCUGUACCACAUAGAUUUGAUACCAUAAAAGCAAUUUAUGCUAUAUUCCUUCAAUGGCCUGAAAAUAAUAUAUUAAAAGUAGCCAAUAUAGCACCUUAUCUUCAUUCAGGCAUUUAUAAAGUCAAGAUGCUCGGUAAUCAAGAAUAUUUGAAGUGGAAAAUAAGUAGCGGCGCAGCUUUUAUAACGCUACCCGAUAAAGCCACUGUUAGAUCAAAAAAUGCUUGGUCUUUGAAAUUCACACAAAUCUAAGUAGCGAUAUGAAAAUAGUCAAUUUAUACUAGUGAAAUUAAAAAUACAUGUUUUUGAAUAAA
This is a messenger RNA of Melitaea cinxia (Glanville fritillary), 1517 nucleotides long. RefSeq names its product tissue alpha-L-fucosidase (gene Fuca). Gene Ontology annotation, biological process: fucose metabolic process; glycoside catabolic process. Lineage: Eukaryota; Metazoa; Arthropoda; Insecta; Lepidoptera; Nymphalidae. The coding region runs from base 16 to 1455 and encodes 479 amino acids. The record is from RefSeq and is a predicted model, not a curated record. Gene Ontology annotation, cellular component: lysosome. The transcript is spliced from 6 exons. Gene Ontology annotation, molecular function: alpha-L-fucosidase activity.